CUAGCGUGUUCACUGGACUGAUGUUUAUUACUGAUGUGGCAAUUUUUUUGUGAAAAAUCAUGAUAGGUGGAAAAGGAUGGUGGGCUGCCUUGGAGUGUUGUUCAAUCUCUGAGCCUUCGGGACUUUGUUCAGGACCUGGGGCUCCAUGACCCGGGGUACAAAGGUGAUCAAUUCACCUAGACUAACAGACGGAUGGGGGCUGCGUGUAUCCGUGAGCGCCUGGAUCGAGCUCUUUGCUCACACCCUUGGAUUGAUCGUUUCCCGGACACCUUGGUAAAGCAUUUCACGGAUCAGGGUUCUGACCAUCGUGGCCUCCUUCUCUCGGACAAGGCCUACACCCGCAACAGCCGCCCCCUCUUCCGAUUUGAUGCCCGUUGGGCUGAUAAUCCUGAAGUUAGGGCUAUGGUUAAUUAUGUCUGGAAGGAGGAAAUACAAGGAACCCCUAUGUUCCGCCUUUGGGAGCGCCUCAAACGGCUUCGCCAUUUGCUAUAUGAUUGGAGUAGGGCGGGUACUACUAAUUCCUUGCGGAAUAUUAAAACCCUGCAGGCGGAGAUUGAGCGGAUUAAAUUGGUUCAUCCAGUCGAUUGGGACGAGGUUAGAAACCUCGAGUUUGAGCUUAAUCGUCAAUGGGAGGCGGAGGAGAUCUACAAGCAGCUAAAGUCCAGGGUCCGGUGGCUGAAAAAGGGGGAUCAAAAUUCCUCCUAUUUCCAUACGGUUACUCGUGCUAGGCGAAAGCGUAAUUUCGUAGCUGGUCUCCGUAGUGACAAUGGGGAUUGGGUCACUGAGGAACUAGGGAAAGCAGAUAUUGCCACAAACUUUUACCAGUGUCUCUUCACCUCCGAAACGCACGUCCCGAAUAUGGCUGAGCGGGUAGAUAAUCUCCCUAUUUCUCAGAGUAUUACCCCCUGAGAUGAACGCUGCCUUGACGGCUGAAGUCCUACCCAGUGAAGUUCGAAAAACUGUGUUUUCCAUGGGUUCAAAGCAAGCCCCGGGCUCUGAUGGGUUUACGGGAAGUUCUUUAAGGCUUUCUGGGAUGUAGUAGGGGACUCAGUGAUUGCAGUAGUUUGUUCCUUCUUUGAGACGAUUCGGAUGCUUAAAAGCUUUAAUCACACUUGGCUCACCUUGAUUCCUAAGGUGGAAAAAGUGGAGACUAUGCGGCAAUUACGUCCAAUCAGUCUGUGCCAAUUUGUUUACAAAAUUAUAACGAAGCUUACGGCUGAAAGACUGGCAAGCAUCCUUCCUCAAAUUAUCUCUGAGGGUCAAAAUGCUUUUAUCCGCGAACGUCAGAUAAUUGAUAACAUCCUCCUUGGACAUGAGUUAAUGCAUUAUUUGAAAAUCAAAGCUCGAGGAAAGAAAGGGUACAUGGCUCUAAAGGUUGACAUGGAAAAGGCCUAUGAUAGAGUCGAAUGGCCAUUUCUCCUCGCAGUUAUGAAUAAGAUGGGUUUAACUAUAUCUGGCAGGGGUGGAUUCUUGAGUGCCUCCGGUCCUCUUUGUUGGAACAAGCUAGUCAAAGGCCACUUGAGAAGGAAAGAAGAUCAGGAGCAAACAUGGAAAGAAGGAAGAAAAUAAGAGGAUAGAUCAAAUUAAGGAGAUUUGGUACAACAAUGCAAAUCAAAUCAGAAGAUGGAAUCUCAAGCAAAUCAUCACUAAUAAGGGAAGGUAUUUGAAUUAGCAACGGUUACUUGGCAGCCUAUAAAAGGCGAUUUGAAGGAAGAGCAAUGGAACCUUUUCGGAGAUCAACAAAGCUAGCUAAGUCAAAAGGAGAUUUUGUGAGAGAGUAGCAAGGUUGAUAGAAAAGGGGGUUUCUCAAAGGGUUCGGGGAGAAUUGCUUUGAGGGUUAGUGUUGGGGAAACACUGUUAAGAGUUGCUGGGGAAGCAAUUCGGGGUUUGAGAAGAGAGUGUUUGAUCAAUCGGGCUGAGAUUGAUCAAAGGGUUCUUGGGUAGAUAGAUUUACAUCGAACUUCAACGAAAUAUCUUUAGUGAAUCGUCAGAGAUCACACAACAGUGAGUCUCCGACAGUGGAGUAGUCAGUAUUGGGAUCCUCAUUCUCCCAAUACUGGAAACCACGUAAAAAUCGUGUGUUGGGUUUGUUUUCUGCUUUUCAAUUUCCAGUCUGUGUGUCCCUCUGGUUGUGUUCUGUUCCAGGUCAGGUUGUGCAGGGGAACGCGAUCCAGGAGAAGCCAGGGAAGGCGACGUACCUGAACAAGAGUUGAGGAACUCGUGAAGCUGGACUUGACAUAAUUGGGUUCAUUCUUGGCUGAGUUUAUAUUACUGUUUUCUUAACUUUUCUUGCUUUGUUCUUCAUUUUGAAAGAAGCAGAUUAACCUUGGGUCGAAGGAGAGAGUAGGAGGGAACACCGAACUUGAAUUUAAAACACCGUCGUUUUGUUGGGUCAAUUAAAGACUGGGUUGGUUCGACCUUUUAGUUGGGCUGGGUUUUACUAACUUGGUUUAUUUCUCCAGCGGGUAUUGAUUAGGUGGGCUUAGAAGCCCAGUCAGCCAAAAACGGUAGGCUUUAAUUGUGAGCAUAACUGUUAGUCUUGGUGAAGGUUUAAUUCGAGUGAUUAAACUAAGUUAAUUAAUCAGUGUGUAGAGUUUAGUCCGAGGACUGAGCUAGCAGACACAUUAAGUGGAAUUAACCGUUGCUUAGCUG
Linum trigynum is the source of this 2652-nucleotide messenger RNA. The record is from the annotation of a GenBank genome assembly. Lineage: Eukaryota; Viridiplantae; Streptophyta; Magnoliopsida; Malpighiales; Linaceae.